UGGAUUUGUAUUAACCCGCCAUGCAUGCGUCACUCGGGUCCCUGGACAAUAAAGCUGGUACAAUUGUUGUCACCGGCGCAGUGUUUGGUUUCAGCUGGUCUCACAGUCCUGAACGUGGCCAUCACGGUUGUGACAUCAACAGCGCCUCAUCCGGUUACAGCACGCACGAGGACACAGAGACAGAGCGCGAGGGCACAAUAUGGGGGAGUGAUGGCGGCGACAGAUUGCUACAUUGUGCACGAGAUCUACAAUGGGGAGAAUGCGCAGGACCAGUUUGAGUAUGAGCUGGAGCAGGCACUGGAGGCCCAGUAUAAAUACAUUGUUAUUGAGCCCACACGCAUCGGAGAUGAGACGGCCCGAUGGAUUACCGUGGGCAACUGCCUGCACAAGACGGCCGUGUUGUCAGGCGCUGCUUGCCUCCUGACGCCACUUUCACUGCCUCCUGAAUACUCGCGCUACGUGGCGUUGCCCGCUGGCGCCCUCAGUGUGGCCUGUGCUGCCCUCUACGGGAUUUCAUGGCAAUUUGACCCCUGCUGCAAGUACCAGGUGGAAUAUGACAGCCAAAAACUCUCACGGCUGCCCCUGCACACACUGACCUCCUCGACGCCCGUGGUAUUGGUACGCAGGGAUGACGUCCACAGAAAGAGACUCCAUAAUACGAUAGCACUGGCUGCCCUGGCGUAUUGCGCCAAGAAGAUCUACGAACUCUAUGUGGUAUGAGUGCACUCUGAAGAGGGUUUAAGAACCAACAGGAAAAAGGAAAAAGAAAAAAAAAAAAAACAGAACCUAUCUACCCCCAAAUGUAAGAAAAGUGGAAGUCACGAUCAGGCCCAGCAGUUAGCUUCACACGCGUGGUGGGUGCUUCCAUUUUGAACUUUGAUCAGAGGGAUAUAGUUAAAACUAGAAGGAAUUGUUUUUUCCCCCCUUACAUUUCCUUUACUUCAAUGUGACAACAACAGCACACUUUUCUCCGUAGUACCCUUGUGCCUCCUCCCCUGCGCCCUCCACCUGCAUUCUUGACACACAACAAGCUAGCGCACAAGGGUACGGCAGCAGUUCCUCCGGACUGAAUUGUAUUGCAGUUGAAACGGACAGACGUGUUUUGAGUACCAAGCUCUCCCCCCCCCCAUUCCCUUCGUAGUUUUACUGUACCCCUUUCUUGCUGAUCAGUACAUCACCCUUUCAUUAAACAUUAGGAUAUUUCAAACUCACUUUUCUGUAUUUUAUUUUACUUUUUUUCAUUAAAUGGAUUCUACAUGAUGUCCAGAAAAGAGCAAAUAGCUGCAACUUAUUUGAGAUUGUGUCUUGUUCAUGUAGAUUUUCUUGUUUAAAAGAGUGCAGGUCAGAUAUCAUGUGACAAUGCUGUGGCUCAAUGUCCUCUUUUGAAACACUACGAAAAUACUAACUUUUGGAAAGUCAUAAUUCACACAUGCUCCUAAUAAUGUAUAUUACAUUGAAAUCAAGCCAAACCCUCAUAAUUGGAACUUAAAUAUAGAUAUAAUUACAUUUUACACAUAUAUAUAUAUAUAUAUACACAGGAAAUUCUAAAUUCAUACUUUCUUAAAUAUGUUUAUGCAAUAGUGUUGUCUAUAUCACCACUUUUAAAAUCUGGUGUCCCAGGAGGAGUAACUGUGAGAUGAGCAACAAUAAGUUGAGUAAAGGAAUGAGUUGUGAUACAGUAUUACAAAGAGACUUGCCACAGUUGAGUAAUAAGGUGGAAUACAGAUGUGAAUUUGUUGAAUUAAGAGUCACAGUAAUCACAUUAUGGUCAAUGAUUUAAAAGUAAAUCUUAUUUAAAUGACUUUCCACAAACACUUUUAUUUCUUUGACAGCAGGAGAAUUAGGAUAUAAAAACCUUUUAUGGUACAUAUGUUCACGAAGAGUUUCCUGAAGAGAAUUUCAUGUACAUCCCUGAAAAUCUCCAUUAAACAAUGUAUCAGAAAUGAA
Molecule: messenger RNA, 1947 nt
Organism: Dicentrarchus labrax (European seabass)
Lineage: Eukaryota; Metazoa; Chordata; Actinopteri; Moronidae
Gene: tmem11
Product: transmembrane protein 11
Exons: 2
Coding region: 25-720 (231 amino acids)
Biological process (GO): inner mitochondrial membrane organization
Cellular component (GO): mitochondrial inner membrane
Source: RefSeq, a predicted model, not a curated record